AUGCGCGUGCUGCCGAGGCGUCGCAUUUCUCCUCUGAAGUUGGCCAUCCUGGGUGGCGUGCUCUUCAUGCUAGUCUUGUUGGUGCUCCAGAGGGAUGUAGGCAAUGGGGUUCAGGAGCCCUGGCUUCAGGAUCUCAGCAACAGGAAGGAACAGAUGAUGGAAAUGGUCCGUGGGGCUGUCAAACACUUCUCUUUCCAGAUCGGCGCGCCGGAGCCACCUCCGGUGGACCAGCAGCAGCCCGUCGAGGAUCAGAAUUGCCCGUCUGGCUUUUACACCCAGGCUCAGCUCAAACCCUGGAUUGAGAGACCAGAGGAAGACCCAGGGAGCCCAGGUGCUGAGGGUAAAGCAUUCCAGAAGGAUAAUCUUUCCCCAGAAGAAGUGAAAGAGAAGGAGGAGGGCAUGAACAGGCACUGCUUUAACCAGUUUGCAAGUGACCGGAUAUCUCUGUCCCGGAGCCUUGGAGAGGACACGCGACCUCCCGAGUGUGUGGAGCGCAAGUUUCGCCGGUGUCCUCCUCUCCCCACCACCAGUGUGAUCAUCGUGUUCCACAACGAGGCCUGGUCCACACUGUUACGUACCGUUUACAGCGUUCUCCACGCGUCCCCCGCUGUCCUGCUAAAAGAAAUUAUAUUGGUGGAUGACGCAAGUAUAGCUGGUCACCUGCACUCUCAGCUGGACGAGUACUGCAAGAUGCUAAAGGUGGUUAAGGUGGUGCGUCAGUCGGAGAGGAAGGGGCUGAUCACGGCACGGCUGCUGGGGGCCAGUCAUGCCCAAGGCGAAGUCCUCACCUUUCUGGAUGCUCACUGUGAGUGUUUUCACGGCUGGCUUGAGCCGCUCCUAGCUCGCAUAGUCAAAGAACCGACUGCCGUCGUGAGUCCUGACAUCACCACCAUCGAUUUAAACAACUUCCAGUUUAACAAGCCAGUGGCGACUGCACGCGCCCACAACCGUGGCAACUUUGACUGGAGUCUGACCUUCGGCUGGGAGGGCAUUCCUGACUAUGAGCAGGCUAAGCGGAAGGAUGAGACUUACCCUGUUAAAACCCCAACGUUUGCUGGUGGCCUUUUCUCGAUUUCCAAAGCCUACUUUGAGAAAAUCGGCUCCUAUGAUGACAAAAUGGAGAUAUGGGGAGGAGAGAACGUGGAGAUGUCCUUCCGGGUGUGGCAGUGUGGUGGGCAGCUGGAGAUCAUCCCCUGCUCCGUGGUGGGUCACGUCUUCCGCACUAAAAGUCCUCACACUUUCCCCAAAGGAACCGAAGUGAUCACACGUAACCAGGUCCGUCUGGCUGAGGUCUGGAUGGAUGACUAUAAACUCAUCUACUACCGGCGCAACCAGAAUGCAGCCAAGAUGGCCAAAGAGAAUAAUUAUGGAGACAUCUCUGAGCGGCUGAAGCUUCGGGAAAGUUUACAGUGCAAGAACUUUUCCUGGUAUUUGAACAAUGUCUACCCUGAAGCCUUUGUUCCUGAUCUUACCCCCGUUAAAUAUGGAGCAAUCAAGAACCUGGGCUCUCAGAGUUGUUUAGAUGUCGGGCCGGAUAAUAAUGGAGGAAAGCCAGUCAUGAUGUAUGUAUGCCACAACAUGGGUGGAAACCAGUAUUUUGAGUAUUCAACACACAAUGAGCUGAGGCAUAACAUAGGCAAGCAGCUGUGUCUACAUGCCAGCCUAUAUCCAGAGCAAGUACAGAUAGAAGUGUGCAAGCUCAAGGGUCAUGGCACUAGUGUGGCUCCUCAGCAGGAGUGGAUCUUCACUGAGGAUCACUUGUUGAAGAAUCCUUCCUUGGGUAGGUGCCUUCACUUACAGAACAAUAAGAUAGCGACGAGCCGGUGUAACCCAGCAGACAUAUACCAGCAGUGGACAUUCAGCUGACCCCUCUCUUGGUUCACCUAAGCAGCAUGGAUGUCUAUGCUCAUGAGGAACCAGACGUGAAGGACAGCCGUAACUCGGUUAACAAAUGUAAUUACAUCCGGGCGCUCACGUCUGGCUCAGGACUGUGAACUGACAGUAUAUGGGUCGUUUAUAUCCAUGCGGUGGAUCAACCAAAGGCUAAGGAAUGUGUAUUAAGACUCAGGAAGGACAAGUGAAGGAGCGUGGGACGGUAUCACCCGGCGGCGGCAGGGUGCACAUGUGCUCACCAAAUGUGCUAAUAGCCUUCAGACUGCUUUUAAAAUACGUUUUGUUUUAUUUUUGGUUUUAAAAGGUUUCUAAUAAUUAUUUUAUUUGUCGAGUUUGAUUUUAAGGCGAAUGAAACUGCCUGUAUUCCUUGCCAAUAACAGGUGAUAUUUAUUGAUUUGUCAAAAUGAUUCAUUUGUACAGGUAAUGGUCAUGUUCUUCCACAAGCCAAGAUAAAUCUGUUUAUUUUACUUCAGUAAAAUGUGUUACUGGGUGUUUUAUCAAGACAUGAGAAGUUGAACUGAUUAAGUUAUUAAAGCCUGUCGUAUUUACAA
Molecule: messenger RNA, 2444 nt
Organism: Trichomycterus rosablanca
Lineage: Eukaryota; Metazoa; Chordata; Actinopteri; Siluriformes; Trichomycteridae
Gene: galnt6
Product: UDP-N-acetyl-alpha-D-galactosamine:polypeptide N-acetylgalactosaminyltransferase 6 (GalNAc-T6)
Exons: 10
Coding region: 1-1866 (621 amino acids)
Biological process (GO): protein O-linked glycosylation
Cellular component (GO): Golgi apparatus
Molecular function (GO): polypeptide N-acetylgalactosaminyltransferase activity
Source: RefSeq, a predicted model, not a curated record